Messenger RNA from Linum trigynum, 1391 nucleotides. The record is from the annotation of a GenBank genome assembly. Lineage: Eukaryota; Viridiplantae; Streptophyta; Magnoliopsida; Malpighiales; Linaceae.
ACUAAAUGGAUUUAUUUGGAUUUGGGUAAAAUUACCCAUGGGUGGGUAAUUGCCAUAUGCAACUUUGCUGAAUGGAAAUUGGAAACCGGUUCCCAGCUGAAUGGGUUUCCUUUUCUAAAUCGAAGAUCAGUACGACACGGACACGCCAGAGCUCGUCAGAGAGAGAGAGAGAGCCAUCGCAUUCCUUCUGCCCAACUCAACUCCGCCAUUUUUGGAGCUCCGAGAUUUUCCUGAUUUGAACUUUUCGGGUGAGAGAUUUCAGGAGCGGGAAAUAUUUGAGAUUCGUUUGCUUUCCGCAACUCCGAUUGCGAUUCAAUUUUUUGUCCAACCGCGAGGAAUCAUGAACUGCGAAGUCUGCCAACUCAAAGAGCUGGAAGUGGAGCACUUCGAGAUACGGGAAGUUCUCCGCUGCAUAUUGCAUACGAUUGUGUUCCAUCGAGCUUUAGGGCUCGUCCGUCCCAAAGUCAUUGAUUUAGAGCUCUUUGACAUUACAUAUGUGCAAUGUGGGGACGGUGAACUUGAAAAGAAAAUUGACGAGAAGAUUGAGCAGUUCAUUAGCUGGGUAGAGAAACACCCAAAUAAGAAGAGCCAGGUCUGCAUAUCCUUUUAUGAGGUGAAAAACAAGCAUCCUUCAUGGUUCACUAACAAAACUGAACGGCUUUAUUGGGAACAAUGGUAUAUCAAUUUGAAUGUGAGCCAGCAACAAAAAGUUCACUCUGGGAAGUCUCAUCCUUCAAAGAUAGUGGUGGAUCCUGGAGAAAAUUCGUUGGAGGAGAGGAGCAAUCGCAGGGCAGCACUUGAAUCUUCUCUUCGUGAGGUUUUGUUCCAGAUAAUAAAAUUUGUGAAUGAGAAGAAGGAUCAUGUGCCUCCUAUAUCUGAUGGUGUCGUUUAUUUCCCUUAUGAAAUUACUAUUCCAAGUUCAUCAGAUUCGGCUUUUGGGAUGGACAUGAUCAAGAGGAUGCUGCAGACUGGGCAUCCAACCAUGCUCAGCUGAUUUCAAAUGUUCAAAGAAAGUGUGGCUGCUGAAGAAAGAGAAGUUUCUUACUGCAGCUGAAGGUACAAGCUCAUGAUUAAAGCCUGAACCAAAUAUGAACCAGUGCAGCAACUAUUGCAACCUGUUUCUGUGAAAAAGAAAUGUAAAUAUCAACUUGGACUCUGCCUCCUAAGGCCUCCUAAGGGUUUCUCUGCUCUUAGUUCUUUAGCCUUCGGCGGUGCAUAGAGUACCGUGUAGAACUGUAUAUAACUUUCCGAUUUUGUUUAAUCAUUCUAGAAGUAUAUCCACAAUCCAUAAAUUAUAUUCUGAAAAUGAACCCAAUUGUACAAUCGUAUUAUUCAAAGCAUUUGCAAGCACUUGCAGACUAUGAGUUUCAGAAUGAAACUAAUGAAAAAAU